AAAGAGAGAGAGAAAAGAAAGAGAGAAUAGCGACAAAGGGUUGAUUCUAUAUGUUACGGGAAGGUAAGUGGAGGUGGAUCGCAUAGGGCGGACGAUGCGUUCGUUCUCGCGAUAAAGCCGACGCCGUUGCCAGUAGCGUCGCGGUGCCGGGCCGGCGCGGUUUCUCUCCUUCCGAUCUCAUUGCAAACCCCGCUUUUGUUCUAUUUUCAAAUUUUGCUCCGACCGUGAGCAUCAAUCUCUCGGUGCAUGUUGCCGACGCCGGAGGUUUUAUAGCUCGGUCAGAGAAGAGGAGGAGGAGCAAAAUGCAAAAGGGAUUGUAUUCUCGUUAACGGAGAAGAAAAAUAUUUGUCGCUUUGAAUUGGAAUGGCCAUGUCCUCCUGGCCAUACACAACGAGCUCUACUCUAUCUCCGUCGUUCAUAAUGUUGACGCUUACAACGCGAAUACCGUUGGCACUAACGUCGAAUUAUACCAAGGCCAACGGAAUCGUUCACGACGACGAUAUGACGAAGGAGGUGGACGACGAGGAGGAGGAAUACAUGCCGUAUAGCGAUCGACCUGAGACGUACAUCGUACCCAUCAUCUUCCUCCUGAUCCUGCUGAUCGGCCUCACCGGAAAUGGCGUGCUAGCCCUCACGAUCCUACGUCACACGAAUAUGAGAAACGUACCCAACACAUACGUGCUGUCGCUGGCGCUCGGCGAUUUACUGGUCAUAGUAACGUGUGUUCCGUUCACCUUUACCGUCUACAUUUUGGAUUCCUGGCCUUUCGGACUAUUACUAUGCAAACUUUCCGAAUGCGCCAAGGACAUCUCCAUCGGCGUUUCCGUUUUCACGCUGACUGCUCUCUCAGCGGACAGAUUCUUCGCCAUCGUGGAUCCUAUGCGAAAAUUACACGUCACAGGUAGCGGAAGACGCGCGACGCGCUUCACCGUGGUGGUUGCGGUGCUGAUUUGGAUUUUGGCUAUAGUAUGCGCGAUCCCGGCUUCCUUCUCGUAUAUCAGAGUCUUCAAGGUCAACCGGAAUGUGAGCUUCUGCGCGUGCUAUCCGUAUCCGGAGGAGUUUGGGCCAAAUUAUCCAAAGGUUUUAGCGAUAUGCCGCUUCUUCAUCUACUACGUGAUACCCCUCAGCAUCAUCGCCGUUUUCUACAUGUUGAUGGCCAGGCAUUUAAUGCGCAGUACGAAAAAUAUAAUCGGCGAGAUGCAGGGCCAGGUGAAGCAAGUACAAGCCCGUAAAAAAGUAGCGAAGAUGGUGAUGGCCUUCGUCAUUGUGUUCGCCGUAUGUUUUUUACCGCAGCACGUAUUCAAGCUAUGGUUUUACAUUCAUCCGACUGCGCCAAUGGAUUACAAUGCCUUUUGGCAUUAUUUCCGUAUUUUGGGUUUCUGCCUCGCUUUCACCAACAGCUGUAUUAAUCCCAUCGCUCUCUACUGCGUGAGUGGUACUUUCAGAAAGUAUUUUGACAGAUAUCUAUUGUGUUGCACCACGAAGAGGAUGCGAAGGCGGAAUCGACGGUAUUCGGAUCUAAGUUCUCGCGUACGAGGGCAAAGUUUCUCACUUGUCAGUUCGAGAAAGUAUCUGGGCGAUUCUCGUCGGGAGCAACGAAGUGUCAUGCGUCUCUCUAUCCUGGCGGGUGACGUGCGAUCGAAUAUGCCGAUCAAGGAGCAAGAAACUACUAUCACUCUGUCAGCAUAUCCGAACGGCGUCGACGAAUCGUUAAAAAGUCAACGAAUUUUGACAGAACCAAACGUACGAGAUCGAUUAGUUCCCACGUAGAGAAAAUAACUGAACGACAUUGCAUAAGUGAGUGUAAAAUAAUUUCUACACUGAGAAAAAAAAGUUGUUGAUUUGACUAAAUCUGUUCAACUGAUUAUUAUUUCUUUAAUUGAAAUAUUUAAAUAUUUAAGUUAGAUACGACAUAUUAAAUUUAACAUGACGUAUUUGACUUAAAUACUUAAAUAUUUCAAUUAAAAAAAUAAUAAUCAGUUGAACAUAUUUAGUCAAAUUAUUAAUUUUUUUUUCUCAGUGUGUGUCAUUUAAUAUAUUGAUCGAAUUUAUAUUUUAAUUAAUAUCUUUUCACUAAUUCCCGAACCAUAAUUUAUCUAGUCGCGGCUACUUAAAGUAGAAAGUUAAAAUCGACGAUAUUUGAGUUACUCUGUUACAGUAUUAGGGUGGCAUAUUGUUCCUUAACACAAUUCGAGAUAAUGUCGCACGCGCGUAAGUUUCUGUUUAAACAUAUUUGCGUUUCUCACAUAUAUAAAGAGACAUAUUUAAUGAUAAGGUGUUGAUAAUAGUGUCAGCGAUAAUUAACGAUAAGCAAAGUAAACAGAACUGAUUUCGUAUGCUUUUUUGAAGAAUUUCAAUGUAUUGUCCGACCAAUAAAUACUACAUUCCGCCGAAUAAAUUAUGCUAUUAGAAUUUAUAGCUUAGACAAAAGUAAAACAAAAUAAGAUUUUAAGGCAAAAGCAACUGCUAAUGUAUACUACUAUUUGUAUAGGAAAGUAAAUAGAAGCGUUAAAAGCCAAAAUUGUAUUAUCAAACGAUUCUUAUAUAAUUACUGUAAAGAUAGUAUAAUAAGUAAAUAAAGAAUUAUUUAAGUCUGCAAAUCUUGAUCUCAAUUGGAUAAAAUCCGAGAUUCCGACUCGGCAACCGAGUUAUAUAUUUUUAUGAUGUGUAUCUACAUAAUUAUAUAUGUAUACUUAGCACAUAUUUAUUAUGUGUUACUUUAUACUUUAUAAUUGUACAAAAACAGGGGAUAUUCGAGAAUUAGGAAUAAAAAGUACAAAUGUUAAAAUAUAUAUGAAUACGAAUUAAAUAAACAGUAUUGUAAACCGGAA
Messenger RNA from Cataglyphis hispanica, 2831 nucleotides. Its product is annotated as neuropeptide CCHamide-1 receptor-like. NCBI's taxonomy places the organism in Eukaryota, Metazoa, Arthropoda, Insecta, Hymenoptera, Formicidae. Gene Ontology annotation, cellular component: membrane. The transcript has 7 exons. Gene Ontology annotation, molecular function: G protein-coupled peptide receptor activity. Gene Ontology annotation, biological process: G protein-coupled receptor signaling pathway. The coding region runs from base 364 to 1770 and encodes 468 amino acids. The record is from RefSeq and is a predicted model, not a curated record.